Messenger RNA from Oldenlandia corymbosa var. corymbosa, 2254 nucleotides. The record is from the annotation of a GenBank genome assembly. NCBI's taxonomy places the organism in Eukaryota, Viridiplantae, Streptophyta, Magnoliopsida, Gentianales, Rubiaceae.
UGGAAUUUAUAUUUGCAUGGUAAGUAUAUUGGGAGCUCGAAAUAUAAAAGAGUAAUUGCUGCCAGAAAGAGGGCAGAGAGCCAGAGAGAGAGGACCGACUGCAAAAGAAAAUGGAAAUACUCUGUCAAAAUUCAUAAACAACCAUGAUUACAAGGCGACGAAAUUUCUAUCCUUGAAGGAAACGAAUCACACAAAAAUUCAGAACCCACAAUUGUCCCCAAAACCAAACCAAAUCUUCAAAAAAAAUUCGAAUCCCCAUCACCUUGAUAGCAAUACUUCUUCAUCGAUCCUUUCUCCCCUUCUAAUUAGUAGCGUUAAGCCCAACAAAAAACAAAAAAGGAUAAUGAGAUUUUGAACAAUUCUAUGGCAACUUCUUCUUCCAAACACCCAAUUUCUCCCCAGUUCACUCCUAUUGAAGAAGGGAAUGAAGAUGAGGAGAUGUCAAGAAGCAGUUUUAGAGCGACAACCCCAAAUGAUUCUGCUGAAGGGAGGCACCAUCAUCCCACUCCGUUGCAUCAACAAAACAGGGGAAUUUCUUCUUCAAGUUCGAGUUCAAAGAAAAAGGGGCACAGUAGUAAUGGACACGUUGUUGGCCGGGAAGACGAUAAAGGGGUUUCAUGCAAUAAGUGUCGGCCUAAUUCGAAGGUUGUGGAUAACAAUGGAAAUGUUCACAGGCAAUCUCUAGCCAGCCCAAAUGGGAUUUUCAAGUCUAUCUUCUCCGGUUUGGCGAAGAAAAGCCCCAGGUCGGCAUCGGAUACUGACUCAGUUAGCCUUCCGACGGAGGAGCAGUGGAAGCUUGCGGCGGCGGAGCUCUCACAUAAACUGAUUCAAGCCACCAGGAAGCGGGAUGAGGCUAUUCUUGAAGCUUCAAGGUUGAAAUAUGCUAUGGCAGAGUUGGAAAAGAAGCUGAACAAGCUUGAAAUUUAUUGCCACAAUUUGAAGUCUGGGCUUGAAGUUUGUAGCAGCAAUAAUAAUGGUGCUAAUGGGAAUAAUGAUAACAGGGCCGGGUCUAAUUCAAAGCUUAAUAAUCAUCAUCUGAAUUAUCAGUUCGUGAGAGUUGGUCAUGAUCAAGGCAAAGUGAUUGAACAUUUCUUGGUUUCGGUUUCUGAGGCUAGAUCUUCUGUGAGGCUUUUGGCUCGGGCUUUGACUCUUCAGCUUGGACAAAUGGGUGGAAAAGUUUAUGACAGGAUUUCAUUGCUUCUCCAGCCUUACGAAAUCAAGGUCUCGUUUUCGAAAAAUCCAAGGGGUCUAGUCUUGUAUCUUGAGGCAUUACUGAACAAAGCCUUCUAUGAAGAUUUUGAAUCUAUUGGGUUCCAGAAAAGCUCAUCAAACUCCAUCUUGAAUCCAAUCGAUCGUUGUGAAGCAAAUUUUGUGUCCUUUAACCGAUUACGAGGGCUCACGUGGGAUGAAGUUCUGAACAAAGGGACCAAGCAUUUUAGCGAAGAUUUCAGCAAGUUUUGUGACAGGAAAAUGAGCGAGAUUGUGGCUAUGCUUGGGUGGAAUCGAGCUUGGCCUGAGCAACUUUUGCAGUCCUUUUUUGGUGCAUCUAAAGCACUGUGGUUAGUUCACCUUUUGGCUCAUUCAGUGCAUCCUAGCCUACCCAUUUUCAGAGUGGAUAAAGGGACAUCCUUCGAUUCAAUUUACAUGGAGGACAUGGGUGGUGACAACAAGGCUCAGAAAUUGGUCCCGACCAUAGUUAGGAUCAUGGUGACGCCUGGGUUCUAUGUCUACGACAAUGUUGUCAAGUGCAAGGUUCUUUCCAGGUACUACAAUAGCAAUACUAAUGUUAAGGGAGUACUUGCUUCGCCUUCGUAGCACAAAAAAGUUGGGAAAAAAAUAUGAUCAAAAUGUAGUAGUAACUAGUGAGCAAAAGCAGUGAUCUUUUUUGUCUCCUUUUUUGCUGGUUACAUCAUAUGUGAAAUGAAAAUUAUAAAGGAGAGCAUGAUUUUGAUUGUAGAUUUUUUUUUUUUUUUAAGAAUCUGGGUAUUGGUCAAAGCCACUGGAAUUUGGCCUUUUCUUGAUUGUUUUCUUUCUUCAUAUUGAAAACACAGUCCUCUUGCGUUCUUUGUGAAGUCAAUCUGGACUUUUGCAUUUUGGUACUAUUCGAAUUCUUCCAUCGGGUUAGACAAAAAAAUUUUCCUUUGGUUUCAUCUCGUGUCAUGUGCUUCAUACGUAAUUUGGAUAAGAUGCGUACUAUUCUCCGAAUUUUUUGAUAACCCAUUUUUUGGUUACUUCCCUAAAGCUAGUAUUUUUC